Messenger RNA from Schistocerca americana (American grasshopper), 114 nucleotides. RefSeq lists its product as uncharacterized. The transcript is spliced from 2 exons. Lineage: Eukaryota; Metazoa; Arthropoda; Insecta; Orthoptera; Acrididae. The annotation marks the transcript as partial. The record is from RefSeq and is a predicted model, not a curated record.
UCGUCUCCACCGGCCAGCCAGCAGCAGCAGAGUGGGGCUCAGCACCAGCUCCCCUCUCCCUCUCCCACCCCCCACCAGCCCCCUCCUCUCUUGGCAGGUCCCUGGACCCGCACC